Messenger RNA from Blumeria graminis f. sp. triticale, 1161 nucleotides. NCBI's taxonomy places the organism in Eukaryota, Fungi, Ascomycota, Leotiomycetes, Helotiales, Erysiphaceae. The record is from the annotation of a GenBank genome assembly.
AUGCCAAUGGAUCGGCCUAUACCAGCAUUUUACUGUUGUUAUCUUCUGAGAUCCACAAAGAGUCCCAACAGUGUUUAUGUAGGCUCAACUCCAAAUCCUAAACGUCGAUUAGACCAACACAAUGGUAUUAAAAAAGGUGGGGCUGUGAGAACCAGCCGAAACUCACUUCGUCCAUGGGAAAUGACCUGCAUUGUCACCGGCUUUCCAACACGUAUAUUCGGCGAAGAAAUACUACUAACUCCACGAUCAGUCUACAGUGUGACCAAUUCUAAUGUUUUUAGAUGGGCGUGGCAAAAUCCACACGUAACUCUCCACAUCCCCCCAAAAUUACGAAUACAGCACGCCACAUCUAAGAAAUCUUCUGGUCAACCAAAGAGACCACGAUUAACAGUUUCAUCGCUUCUGUCAAAUUUACAUCUUCUUCUCCGCGUAUCAUCAUUUACAAGAUGGCCCCUCGCAAUUCAAUGUUUCUCGGAUGAUGUCCACCAAAAAUGGCUGAAAUGUUGUCAAAGCUCUCCAUCUAGUAUACCCGAAUGGAUUAAAUUUACCCAGACUUCUUUGAUACAAGGCUCGUCCCCAGGCGAUAUCAGUACGGGCCAAAAUCUAGCAGCCAUAAUUAUCGACUACCGGGAACAAAAGUUGCAUGUAGACAAAGGAAGAAAAGCUACUGUUUCUAAACGAGAAAGGUCUUGUGCUAUUUGUAAGGUAAAGCUCGAGCAUGGUCAAGGGAUGUAUAUGGUCUGCCCAGGUCUAGAUUGUGUGGCAGUGAGCCACAUGAUAUGUCUGAGUGGUUAUCUUCUUCAAAGCGAAGACGUGAUACUUCCUACUACAGGAUCAUGCCCCGUAUGCAAGACUGAGAUAAGAUGGAUUGACAUAGCCAAGGAACUCAGCCUCAGAACUAGAGGGCAUAAAGAGGUUGAAAAGCUUUUCAAGUCCAAGACCAUCCGCCGAAGCAAACAUGAUACUACACCAUCAAAGAAAGCUGAAAAUCCUCAGAAUCCAAUUCGCACCUUGAAGGGCAAUGAUGAUGAAAAACUAUGCGAUUCUGACCGAUCUAAUAUAACGUCAAGUCCUCGUUUUUUGAAUUCACAGCUCUGGAUAGGUUCUGAUACAGCAUCUCUGACGAGCAAUGAUUCAGAAGACGAAAGACUAUCCGUCUGA